This is a messenger RNA of Phragmites australis (common reed), 1251 nucleotides long. RefSeq names its product zinc finger AN1 and C2H2 domain-containing stress-associated protein 16-like. Gene Ontology annotation, molecular function: zinc ion binding. Gene Ontology annotation, cellular component: cytoplasm. The record is from RefSeq and is a predicted model, not a curated record. NCBI's taxonomy places the organism in Eukaryota, Viridiplantae, Streptophyta, Magnoliopsida, Poales, Poaceae. The transcript is spliced from 2 exons. Bases 180 to 1052 code for a protein of 290 amino acids.
UACGUUUUUUCGACUCCGUGCCCCUUCCACUUGACGACCGAGCCGCCCGCACCCUUUUCUUCCCCCUUACUCCCCGCGGCUGCCGGUGCCCGGCAGCGUCUCGCGGCCAUCGAAGCGGCGGCGCGGCGGAGAGGGGGAGGCGGUUCUCGGUUCCCCGUCGGGCGCGCUGUUCCUGCGCGAUGGGCACGCCGGAGUUCCCCAACCUGGGGCGGCACUGCAGCGUCGGCGACUGCAACCAGAUCGACUUCCUCCCCUUCACCUGCGACCGCUGCGACCACGUUUUUUGCCUUCAGCACCGAAGUUAUACAUCACACCAGUGUCCAAAUGCAAAUCAGAAGGAUGUCACUGUCCUCAUCUGCCCACUCUGUGCUAAAGGAGUUCGCCUGAAUACAAACGAAGACCCAAACAUCACCUGGGAGUCUCAUGUUAACACUGACUGCGAUCCGUCAAAUUACCAGAAAGUAACAAAGAAGAAGAAAUGCCCUGUUCCUGGGUGCAGAGAAACACUGACGUUUUCCAACACAAUCAGAUGCAAAGAUUGCACCAAAGAACACUGCCUAAAGCAUAGAUUUGGGCCCGAUCACAAGUGUCCAGGACCAAGAAAAUUGGAUUCUGCCUUCCCCUUCUCAAGCAUGCUAAGGAGAAGCCAGAAAGUGGAGACGCGCUCGAACAGCAGCAACAAUAGUUCUUCAUGGUGGAGCUCCAGCUUUCUGAGUGCAGCAUCAAAUUUCAAAUCAUCAGCUGAAUCUGGAAUGCAGAAAUUGAGCACCGCAACAAGCCAAGCCUUUCAGAAGGCCAAGGAUGGGAUCUCCCCAAAUGGCGGCAACAGCAGCAGUGGUGACCUUGUGGAGCAAUGUGUUCAUUGCCCGGCAAGAUUUUCCACCCUGGGGGCCUUAAUCGAACAUGUUGAGAAAUCCCACCAGACGAACUCACAACCAAGCCGUGCCCGAGUGACCAUUGAUGUUUGCCCAAAAUGCAGCAAGGGGUUCCGAGAUCCAGUGUUGCUUGUGGAGCAUGUCGAGAGGGACCAUGGAGGAACAUCAAGAGCAUAAACCCGCUCGUGUAAACUGUAUGCCUGUGUAGUUUAUAAUUUGUUUCUUAUUUGAUCGAUUAGAUUAUACUCGACUGCUUUGGGUUCGAAGUGUGCCCUGAGAGAAGUACAGUUUGUUGGCUUGAAGGAUGUCCAUCGAACUUUGUACCAGAUACUAGAAAUCAACGUAUAAUUGGUAAAGAGAAUCUAAUUGUGAUGAA